UCUCACUCUCUCUGAUACCUUAAAAUCCCCACAAAAUGCAUUACCAAACAGAGUCAUGGACUUCCUAUAACAUGAUCCCAACAAGAACAACCGCCAUUUCCAGCGACCCAUUUGAGCGAAUUGAGAGAAUGGCAUCGGAGAAUGCAGUGGUGAUUUUCAGCAUCAGCAGUUGCUGUAUGUGCCACGCCAUUAAGAGGCUCUUCUGUGGGAUGGGUGUGAAUCCGACUGUUUACGAGCUCGACGAGGACCCGAGAGGGAAUGAGCUCGAGAGGGCUCUGAUGAGGCUUUUGGGAAGCUCCACUGCUGUUCCUGUGGUGUUCAUUGGAGGUAAACUUGUUGGUUCCAUGGACAGAGUCAUGGGUUCUCAUAUUAAUGGCACUCUUGUUCCUCUGCUUAAAGAGGCUGGUGCUCUCUGGCUCUGAUAUUUCUACAAAGUUUGAAAAAACAAUGAAGAGACUUAUAGAGGUAAUUAAAGAAGGAAAAUUGAGACAGAGGAAGAGGAGUACUGGUUGUUUUGUUGAAGUGCCUCUCUGUUUUGGGGAUUACAGUUGACACUAAUCACUAUAUGUCUUAGUUUAGUUUCAAUCUUCUUCUUCUUUCCUUCUUUUGUGUUUUUAUUUACUUUUGCUUAGUCUUGCUCUUUGAGAAGUGUAAUUGCCCCCUCCUCUGUAUAGCAAAGGAAAAAACAAUCCAUUCCUAAAUGAGGUAUUUGUUCUAUUCUCAAACUUCUCUAUAUAGUGAAUGCG
This is a messenger RNA of Tripterygium wilfordii, 746 nucleotides long. RefSeq names its product glutaredoxin-C1-like. The transcript has a single exon. NCBI's taxonomy places the organism in Eukaryota, Viridiplantae, Streptophyta, Magnoliopsida, Celastrales, Celastraceae. The record is from RefSeq and is a predicted model, not a curated record. Bases 36 to 422 code for a protein of 128 amino acids.